Hordeum vulgare subsp. vulgare (domesticated barley) is the source of this 1997-nucleotide messenger RNA. RefSeq names its product desmethyl-deoxy-podophyllotoxin synthase-like. The record is from RefSeq and is a predicted model, not a curated record. NCBI's taxonomy places the organism in Eukaryota, Viridiplantae, Streptophyta, Magnoliopsida, Poales, Poaceae. Bases 97 to 1812 code for a protein of 571 amino acids. The transcript has 2 exons. Gene Ontology annotation, molecular function: monooxygenase activity; oxidoreductase activity, acting on paired donors, with incorporation or reduction of molecular oxygen; heme binding.
CGAUCGGAAUACGCCGCCACCGUUCAUGAGUCAUGAUUCAAUCCCUCCCACCUCUGACGUUUUCUGCUGACUGAAAAUGUUGACGCGUGUAGAUGCAUGUGCAGCGACACUUCCUGGUAUCGAUCCAUUCUCAUCCGAGAAGACGACGACACGGUAACCAGCAAACUUGCCGUGCAAACAUGCAUGCUCUCAUGCCGACAUCACUUGCUUGGUCCGUGCCGCUUGCGUGUAUAUAUAUGUAGUGCAGUCGACGAUCCCAACUCCCCAGUGCCAGCAGCUCAAGAAAGUAACACGUACGCCGCCAUGGCCAUGGAGCAAGCAAUUUACCUCGUCUUGGCUUUGUUACUCCCCCUCCUACUCCUCAAGCUCGUCAGCAACCGUGGCAGCAGCGGGGCUGCAGGCCAGAGGCUGCCGCCUGGCCCCUGGCGGCUGCCGGUCAUCGGCAGCCUGCACCACCUCGCCGGCAAGCCGCUGGUCCACCGCGCCUUCGCGGACAUCGCGCGCCGGCUGGGCGACGCGCCGCUCGUGUACCUCAAGCUCGGCGAGGUGCCGGUGGUGGUGGCCUCGUCCGCGGAGGCCGCGCGGGAGGUGAUGAAGACGCAGGACGUCACGUUCGCGACGCGGCCGUGGAGCCCCACCACCAAGAUCCUCAUGUCCGACGGGGUCGGGGUGGCGUUCGCGCCCUACGGCGCGCACUGGCGCCAGCUCCGCAAGAUCUGCAUCAUGGAGCUGCUCAGCGCCCGCCGGGUGCAGUCGUUCCGCCACGUCCGGGAGGAGGAGGCCGGGCGCCUCGUCGCCGCCAUCGCAGCGGCGGGUUCCGGCGAGCCCGUCAACGUCAGCGAGCGGCUCGCCGUGCUCAUCGCGGACAUGACGGUGCGCGCCAUGAUCGGGGACAGGUUCAGCAGGCGGGAAGAGUUUUUGGAGGUGCUCCAGCAGGGGGUGAGGAUCCUCUCCGGGUUCAACCUCGGCGACCUGUUUCCCUCCUCCUGGCUCGCCGGCUUCGUCAGCGGCACCGCCCGAGAGGCGUGGGAGAAUCACACCAGGAGCUUCGAGCUCAUCGAGUGCGCCAUCAAGCAGCACGAGGAGGUGAAGGCCGGGAAGGAGGGGGAGCAGGAGGACCUAUUGGACGUGCUCCUCAGGAUACAGAAAGAAGGCGGCCACGACGUGCCUUUUACCAUGGGAGCCAUCAAGUGUCUAUUAGUGGACCUGUUUAGUGCUGGGAGCGAGACGUCGGCGACGACGCUCGCCUGGGCCAUGUCGGAGCUGAUGAGGAACCCGGGCGCCAUGGCAAAAGCACAAGCCGAAGUACGUAACAACCUACAAGGGAAGCCAAGGGUGACCGAGGACGACCUGGCCGACCUCAAGUACAUGAGGCUGGUCAUCAAGGAGACGCUCCGGCUGCACACGUCGGUGCCGCUGCUGCUGCCGCGGGAGCCCACCGAGGCGUGCAAGGUCCUCGGGUACGACGUGCCCAAGGGCACCACCGUGUUCGUGAACGCGUGGGCGAUCUGCAGGGACCCCAAGCACUGGGACGCCGCGGAGGAGUUCAGGCCGGAGCGGUUCGAGUCCGGCGAAGUGGACUUCAAGGGGACCAACUUCGAGUACACGCCGUUCGGGGCGGGCCGGAGGAUCUGCCCCGGGAUGCUGUUCGCGCACGCUAGCAUGGAGCUCGCCCUCGCCUCCCUUCUCUACCACUUCGACUGGGAGCUUCCCGCCGGAGGGGAGUUGGACAUGGAGGAGGAGAUGGGCAUCGCCGUCGGCCGGAAGAACGACCUCUACCUACAUGCCAAAGUCGUUGUGCCGGUUAAUUGACGCCUGCUUCAAACACUUCGUGGGCAGUGGAUCUGACGAACCAGCUUCUCGCUGGAUCCAACAUUGCAGCUGCGUAUUGCAAUUAUGUACACAAUUGUUUACACAAUCGUAGUAAUGAUUGUAUUGUGCCGUUUUUGUGAAUUAUGGAAAAAAUCUAUGAUAUUAUUUGUAUUGAUCAGCAAACG